AGUAGCAACAUGGAGUAGACAGGGGUGCAGCAACUCGGUUGGAAAUUUGCGCUUGUAGCUUCUUUUUUGUCCCAUUUUCUGAACUUAGGGAAUGGUUGAAGGGGUGGUUAUCGAUGCAGGACUAAAAUUUGAAGGUUUCCACAACAAGCUGAUGGAAGACGUGCAUGAAAUAGACUGGUUAAAUGAUGGGGACCUUGACGACAACUUUCCGUUCAUCCAUCGCGUGGACUCGUCGCAGAUUAUAUAUUCCCCGAGAAAAAAGCGGGCGAAACUGAUAGGAAAAUACUUGAUGGGGGACACUUUAGGGGAAGGAUCUUAUGGUAAAGUUAAAGAAGUUUUAGACACAGAAACAUUAUGCAGGCGAGCUGUAAAAAUCUUAAAGAAGAAGAAAUUACGCAAGAUUCCGAACGGAGAGACGAAUGUGCAGAGAGAAAUCCGAUUACUUAAGAGGCUUAAACAUAAAAAUAUUAUUAAUUUGGUAGAAGUACUUUAUAAUGAUGAAAAACAGAAGAUGUAUCUUGUCAUGGAAUACUGUGUUGGGGGUUUGCAAGAAAUGUUGGACAGUUGUCCGGACAAGAAAUUUCCCAUAUGGCAAGCUCAUGAUUAUUUUUCACAGUUAGUAAACGGUUUAGAAUAUCUAUUCAGUGUAGGAAUUAUACACAAAGACAUCAAGCCUGGUAAUUUACUUCUAACAACAGAUGGUACACUUAAGAUAUCUGAUUUAGGAGUAGCCGAGCGACUUGAUCAAUUCCUGGAAGGUGAUACAUGUAAAACAAGUCAGGGUUCCCCAGCAUUUCAACCUCCUGAGAUAGCCAAUGGUUUGGAUUAUUUCUCAGGAUUUAAAGUGGAUGUCUGGUCAGCAGGAAUUACAUUAUUUAAUAUUACUACUGGCAAAUACCCGUUUGAGGGUGACAACAUUUACAAAUUAUUUGAAAAUAUUGGUAAAGGAGAGUUCACAGUGCCAGAUGAAUGUGGCCCUCUAUUGGCAGAACUACUUAGGGGUAUGUUAGAAUAUGACCCAGAUAAAAGAUUUUCAAUUCAGCAAAUUAAACAACAUUCGUGGGUUCAGAAGAAACACCCAAUCAUUGGGGAUGCCGUACCACUACCACCGCUACCUGAUAGCACUGAUAUGUUACGUAGUAUGACAGUUGUACCUUAUUUAGAAGAUUUACACAACGAGGAAGGUGGCAGAGAUGAGGAAGAUGAAGAGAUUGAGAUACCAUAUUAUGCCAAUGGUGAUGAUGAAGAUGAAAAACCAUAUACAUUUGAAGUUAAUAAUAAAGGUGCUAAGGACAGUGGCAGCAAUUCAGCGCUAGACAAAGAAACUCAGAGAGGAAAUGUGAGCAGAAGCAAAGUCCGUAAACUUACCAAUUGUAAAUUACAAUAA
Messenger RNA from Saccoglossus kowalevskii, 1387 nucleotides. Its product is annotated as serine/threonine-protein kinase stk11-like. Gene Ontology annotation, molecular function: protein kinase activator activity; ATP binding; protein serine/threonine kinase activity. Gene Ontology annotation, cellular component: cytoplasm. The record is from RefSeq and is a predicted model, not a curated record. Gene Ontology annotation, biological process: glucose homeostasis; intracellular signal transduction; protein phosphorylation. NCBI's taxonomy places the organism in Eukaryota, Metazoa, Hemichordata, Enteropneusta, Harrimaniidae.